AGGCCCAAAAAGAAAGGCAGAAUUGAUAUUGGGCGAAAGCCCAAUACUGUGAAAAUGAAAAACCCUAGUCUUCGCUUUUCCUCUCAUCCGCCUCUUCUCCCAAAUCACACAUUCUUCGCUUGUUUGCAGCAGCAUAAGGAAAUGGCCUUCAAGAGGUACGUCGAGAUCGGCCGCGUCGCCCUCGUCAAUUACGGAAAGGACUAUGGCAAGCUCGUCGUCAUCGUCGACGUCAUCGACCAAAACAGGGCUCUUGUUGACUCCCCUGAUAUGGUCAGAAGCCAGAUGAACUUCAAGAGGCUCUCUCUUACAGACAUCAAGAUUGACAUCAAGAGGGUGCCAAAGAAGAAGACUCUUGUUGCUGCUAUGGAGGCUGCUGAUGUUAAGGGGAAAUGGGAAAGCAGCUCGUGGGGAAAAAAGUUGAUUGUUCAGAACAGGAGGGCUGCACUCAAUGAUUUUGACAGAUUUAAGCUUAUGUUGGCCAAGAUCAAGAAAGCGGGUGUUGUCCGACAAGAGCUUGCCAAGCUUAAGAAAGAGAUUCCUGCAUGAGUGUUAUAGAUUUUGGUUUAGGAUUUUGAGACCUGUAUUUGUUUCUUAUGCAGCCCUUGUUAUUGAAAUCCAGAGAGUUAGAUUUGUAUUUCAUAUUUUCUUUGGCCGACAUAUUUUUUUUACUUGGACCUUGUCCAUUUUUUUGGCUGUUUUAACAAAAUUCUUAAAUUUCGUUGUGAUCUUUGUUUAGAUUUGGCACAAUUAUAUUUACUGAAACCGAGCGUGCAGCUGCUUGAAAAUGGUACAAAGUGGAGUAUUAUAAUA
Salvia splendens (bonfire salvia) is the source of this 810-nucleotide messenger RNA. RefSeq names its product 60S ribosomal protein L14-2. Gene Ontology annotation, molecular function: RNA binding; structural constituent of ribosome. Bases 55 to 546 code for a protein of 163 amino acids. The record is from RefSeq and is a predicted model, not a curated record. Gene Ontology annotation, cellular component: ribosome; cytosolic large ribosomal subunit. The transcript has 4 exons. Gene Ontology annotation, biological process: translation; ribosomal large subunit biogenesis. Lineage: Eukaryota; Viridiplantae; Streptophyta; Magnoliopsida; Lamiales; Lamiaceae.